CUCCUCUCUCUCGCCAGCGGCGACUGGGGUUCUCCCUCCACACCGUCUCCCAGUUCCUCGCCCCCUUCUCCGCCCACCCUCCUGCCAGAGCGUGCAGAUAGGGAACCGCAGCCCGAGCGCGGCUGAGGGCGCCGGGGGAGGCGGCCGUGGGUGUGUGCGUGUGUUUGAAGGACGCCACCUCUCGCUCCUGCGUUCGCAGGCGGUGACUGGCGGCGGGGCUUCUCGCUCCGGCAACGGUGGCGACCGCGGCGGCGGCUUCCGGAGUCCCGCCGCGAAGAUGCUCAAAGUCACGGUGCCCUCGUGCUCCGCCUCGUCCUGCUCUUCGGUCACCGCCAGUGUGGCCCCGGGGGCCGGGAGCCUCGUCCCGGAUUACUGGAUCGACGGCUCCAACAGGGAUGCUUUGAACGAUUUCUUCGAGGUGGAGUCGGAGCUGGGACGGGGUGCUACAUCCAUUGUAUACAGAUGCAAACAGAAGGGGACCCAGAAGCCUUAUGCUCUCAAAGUGUUAAAGAAAACAGUGGACAAAAAAAUCGUAAGAACUGAGAUAGGAGUUCUUCUUCGCCUCUCACAUCCAAACAUUAUAAAACUUAAAGAGAUAUUUGAAACCCCUAUAGAAAUCAGUCUGGUCCUAGAACUCGUCACAGGAGGAGAGCUGUUUGACAGGAUUGUGGAAAAGGGAUAUUAUAGUGAACGAGAUGCUGCAGAUGCUGUCAAACAAAUCCUGGAGGCAGUUGCUUACCUACAUGAAAAUGGGAUUGUUCAUCGUGAUCUCAAACCAGAGAAUCUUCUCUAUGCAACUCCAGCCCCAGAUGCACCACUCAAAAUUGCUGAUUUUGGACUCUCUAAAAUCGUGGAACAUCAAGUGCUCAUGAAGACAGUAUGUGGAACCCCAGGGUACUGCGCACCUGAAAUUCUUAGAGGCUGUGCCUAUGGACCUGAGGUGGACAUGUGGUCUGUAGGAAUAAUCACCUACAUCUUACUUUGUGGAUUUGAACCAUUCUAUGAUGAAAGAGGCGAUCAGUUCAUGUUUAGGAGAAUUCUGAACUGUGAAUAUUACUUUAUCUCCCCCUGGUGGGAUGAAGUAUCUCUAAAUGCCAAGGAUUUGGUCAGAAAAUUAAUUGUGUUGGAUCCUAAGAAAAGGCUGACUACCUUCCAAGCUCUCCAGCACCCGUGGGUCACAGGUAAAGCAGCCAAUUUUGUACACAUGGAUACAGCUCAAAAGAAGCUCCAAGAAUUCAAUGCCCGGCGCAAGCUCAAGGCAGCAGUGAAGGCCGUGGUGGCCUCUUCCCGGUUGGGAAGCGCCAGCAGCAGCCAUGGCAGCAUCCAGGAGAGCCAGAAGGCCAGCCGAGAGCCAUCUCCAACACAAGAUGGCAAUGAAGAUGCUAAAGCUAUUCCGGAAGGAGUGAAAAUUCAAGGAGAUGGGGCCCAAGUGGCAGUUGAGGGGGCAGAGGCUGAGCUGAUGAAGGUGCAGGCCACAGAGAAAGUUAAAGAUGCUGAAAUAAAUGCUGCUGAGGCCACCAAGAUGGUGCCCGAGGCAUUAGAGGAUGGGAUAAAGGAGGCUGACCCAGAAAUAGAGGAGGGCCUAGUGGAGGAAAAGCUGAAGACUGUUGAGGAAGCAGCAGCCCCCAAAGAAGGGCAAGAAAACCCUACUCUGGAAUUUGGAGCUCAGCAGAAUGAUGUGAUCCUGCCAGAGUACUAAAUGGCUUCCUUCCAUCUGGGAGCCAAAUCCUGGCACUUUAUGCAUUUUGUCCUUCAGCAAGGAAGGUGUGGAAGCAUGAUAUGCAUUAUAGUGAUUCUGUUUUUAAGGUGCAAAAAAAUACAUAUAUAUCAGUUGGUAAUCCUAACUUCAAUGCAUGUGACUGCUUUAUGAAAAAAUAGUGUCUUCUAUGGUAUGUAAUGGAUACCAAAUACCUACUGAUGAAUUAAAUUUGAAAUUGCAAGUAAACACAACAUAACAUUUAAAAACAUACAUUUUCAGGGACCAGUAGCACACAUUUGAAGUAAAUAGUAACAAAUUGUUUUUGCUUUGAAAACCUAGCCAGCCUACACCCUUUGGAUUUCUUUACAAGGACUGUUGCUCAGCUAAUACUAGGUAGAGCUAUAAGAUGUAUUCCCAUGACAUUCACAGUCUUUUCAGUAAUGUGUUCAAACUGUUUACAAGAAGAUGGUUAGGUUAUAGUUGUAUGGUAUGUGCAAAAAAAAAAAUCCACUUAUAAUGGUAAGAAACUGAAGCAUACUUUAAGGGCUAUGAAACCAUAUGCCCCUAAAGCUUGUGUGCAGAAUGCUUUUUUUAUCUUGUCUUUAUUUAUACACAUCAUAUUACUAAUAACCAAAAACAUUCUAUUACAAAUUUCUGCCAUUUUACAGUCCUAAAAAAAUUAUUUUACAAACUCACGCUGAGGAAUUUAUUCUUUCCUUCACCUGCUCUCUAACAAGAAGUCCUUCUGAUGGACAACACUUAGGGGUGGAAUAAAGAAAUUUAGUGAAGAAAAGGAGAUAAGACUGGGACUUAGACUAAUAAAGACUGACUCCUUGUCAUUUUUCAGAUAAAAUUGAAUUUAUUCACAAGCUUGUACAAUUUUAAAUAUAGGAACACUUUUAUGGAUAAACUCUAUACUUACCAAGGUUCAGAUAUUUAGAAAAGUCUACACCAAAGGCUGAUGCCAAAAUGUCUGAAUAGAGUGGGAAUAAUAUCCCAUUGUAAGAUCAUCCAUUAUUGACUUUAGUAAGGAAACCUUUGUUUUUAUAAAAGUCCUUUUUUUCCUUCAACUGAUGGUUAUUUAGAUAUACGGCUUAUGGACUAAAGAUAUUUCUGAAAAGCUAGUAUAUCUUUUUCUCAUACUUGGAAUGGAAGCACCCAUAUUUACAAUAUAUUUUUGAGAGUUUCCAUGUCCAGAAAUGUAGGACAAUGCAGCUUUUAAUUUACUUUAGUAAACAAAAAGAAACAAUGAAAAAACACUGAUUUCAAAUCAGACUCUUGAGAAGCUGUAACAUUAGACCUAAUACAUUACCAUGAUUUUUUUCAAAAUAUUUUUCUUUGGUUUUCAUAUAAACACUUUUCCCUUAUAAAAAUCACAGUUAAAUUCCAAAUACCUCAGAUUUAUUUCUAGCUUGAGCGUAAAUGAACAUUUUUAUCAAAUUAAUUAUGCAGCAUAUUUUAGUAGGUUUCCUUAAUUUUAAAAAAGGAUUAUUUUCAGGCCAAAAUUAUGAAUAAAAAUGACUAUCACAUAAAAAUCCUCCUCAAAAAUAGAGAUCUUAAAUUCUUUUGGCUCUUCCUCAGACCUAUUAAAUUAGAAAAUUAAAUUAAACCUCUGGUUUCUGGGGACUAUCGGACCUUGGAGACAUUCUGCUUUCCAAGUGCAAAUUUUUCUUUACUCCUGUUCUCAUGAGAAGAAAAUAAGGUAGAACUUCUUGUCUUCCAUAAUAUAGGGGCCUGACAGAUCACUGACGUGGAGGAAAAAGCCCUUAAGGGUACAUCAUCUGGACUAGGAGAAAGAUUUUUUGUUUCAUUUUAUCUUUAUUAAUUAGUAGAGAGUACUUAUCUUUUUCUCUACUGUUUCCUUCCUUCUUUAUUCUCUCAGAAUUUCCAUUUUAGCUAUUAUAAGGGGCUCACUAGUUUCAACCUUUAAGAAUGCCUUCUUCCCUAAGCAUUAAGAUUUCUAUUUUAAAAGACCAAUUGCCUGGUAUACUUUUCCCAAAGAGACUUAACAGGUGUAUAUGGUGAGGCGUAUAUGGUAAGUGUCCCAUAUAUUGGAAAAUACCAAUUGCCUGGUAUACUUUUCCCAAAGAGACUUAACAGGUGUAUAUGGUGAGGCGUAUAUGGUAAGUGUCCCGUAUAUUGGAAAAGGGAAGAAGAGAGGGAAAGGAAUCUUAAUGGAAAGUGGCAAUACUAAUAGGAAGAUGAGAACACAUUGUCCCUCCCAGCCCACCUCCAUAUUGUUCCAAGGUCAGUGGUUAUAUCAUCCCAACACUCAGGGCUGACUGCAAUGGUCAGACCUGCGGACUGUGUAGUGUGAAGAGCACUGCAAAUGCCAAGGCCAGUGUGUGUUUAAGAAUUUACCCAUUUAAAUGAGUACACAUGCCUAUUCCCUGGUGCGUACUCGAGGGUGUGAGCGUAAUUUCCUCUUUUUUAACCUGUAAAUUGCACCCUCUAAAAAUCAGCAGGAGUUUUAAAUUUUGACUUGUAUGUUAAAGAUUAAGUCCUGAUAAUGCCUAAGUGACUGAGUUAGUCAUUUCAGUGGAAAACAAGUCAAAGCUUCACAAAAAUCGGUCAUUUCAGCCAAAUGAUUCAACCUAAGAUUUCACAGAGAUGCUAUUUAAGUUAGGAUAGUUAAAUUAACAUUUUUGAAAAAACAGUAAACAUUUAUAUUGCUUGUUAAAAUGGGAUAUAUUAUCUAUCUCAAAGAUUACUUAUUUAUAAUAGUAGACUAAUGCAGAUAGAACCUUAAUUUGAUGAACUAUUUCAUAAUGUUUCCUUUAACUGACAAUAUAGUCACAAAGCAAAUAAUUAAGGGAAUUUCAGCAAACAAUAAAUUACAUUUUGCAUUUUAGAGAUGACAGUUAUUACGUUAUUGAUUUUUGUUCUCAGAUAAGUUCAGAUACAUAGCAUCAACCAGACUAUUUUGCCAUAGAGAAGGAAAAUCUUGAAUUAUUUCUCCCAUUUAAAAAGUCUAAUUGGAAUCCCAGUGGUUUUUCUCAAACCGUAAGAGCUCAUUUGUCCCAUGAAUACAUAAAUAAGGUAGAAAUUAGAAUAAUAUGGUUGUAGAAGUUAUUGUCUAGAACAAGUGCUGCCUAAUAUAGAUGAUACGAACCACAUAUGUAAUUUAAAAUUUUCUCCUAGCCACAUUUUAAAAAGUAAAAAGAAAAAAAAAAAGCUGGUAAAAUUAACUAUAUUUUAAUCCAAUAUAUCCAUACUAUUAUUCCAAUACAUCAUCAAUAUGAAAAAUUAACAAGACCCUUUAAAUUUUUUAUUUUUCUACUAAGUUUUCAAAAGAAGGAUUAUGUUACACCUUUAGUACAUCAAGUGCUCAAUAGCCACAUGUGACUAGUGGCUACAGUGGUACUGGAAGAGCACUGGUCUAGAGCACUUUCAAAGCAAAAUGACACACGAAUUUCUAUGCUUAGAUUUGAGCUGCCUCAGUUUUCCACACUGAUGAGUUGGUAGGAGGCCAAAAGGAAAAUGUUUCAGAAAUGUCAUAGACUGAGUAAAAACUCUGUUGGCCACGUCUACUUAUUCAUGUGCUUCAGAGGAGAAGUGUUUCCCAGCAUGACGGUUAGAGAACUUUCCUGGGCAUUGGCAAGUUGUCUGUUGGCUACAGUUCCUCUCUUUGGGCCCUGGAAUCUUGACUACAGGCUAGCGUCUCCUGAGUACUGCCAUGAAGCCAAUCGUGUUCUCACAUACCAAAAUCUACUGCGGGCGAACCAUGUGUCCUCAUUCAGGAAGGACUGCACACAGAAUCUUAGUGGGAUUUUGUAGGCCUGGCCACCAACAAGGCUGGACACCAUCCUUGUGUUGCAGGCAAUAUUUCUUUAUAGAAAUCUUCUGAAAUAUACCAAAUUUGCAUGAUAAAGACUGUAUGAUAAGGAUGAUAUCACCCCAGUUAUCCUUAAAAUGAGAAUAUGACCAUCCGCUGGCAUUUUUUAUAUUUCCUUAGAAGAGUUUAAUCAACUCUGCCAUUACACAUGGAUUCAAAAGACUUUUUGGAAUUUUCUUACAUAUUGCUAUUUUAGAAUAAUCCUCAAGGUUCUAUAGCCAUUUUUAGUGGCAGACUUUAAAAGAAAGGAACAGUUUGCCUUUUACUGUGACCUCAAUUACAUAGUAUUUUAAACAUAUUUUGUAAUUUAGAAUGUUUAGCAAUCCCUAUUUCCAGUUUCACAUGCAAGGUAACUGCUUGAAGAUUGCCUAUAGACUGAAAAUUUAGAGAAAGCCAUUUUGUUUCAUAAUUCAGUUGUUUCACAGAAGCAUCUGGUUGCAUUGCAAAUCUGAAAAUAAAAGAAGUAAAUGCCAAAAAAGGCAAAGGAUAAAAUCAGUAAAUCAUUUAUUCUGUUUCAGGAUUGUCUUUGCAAAGCAAAUGCAAAAAAAGUCAAAAAAGUGAAUCAGCACUAGGUUUUUCUUGAUGAGGCUGAC
This is a messenger RNA of Balaenoptera acutorostrata (minke whale), 6127 nucleotides long. RefSeq names its product calcium/calmodulin dependent protein kinase IV (gene CAMK4). The transcript is spliced from 11 exons. Bases 278 to 1699 code for a protein of 473 amino acids. Gene Ontology annotation, biological process: protein phosphorylation. The record is from RefSeq and is a predicted model, not a curated record. Gene Ontology annotation, molecular function: ATP binding; calmodulin binding; calcium/calmodulin-dependent protein kinase activity. Lineage: Eukaryota; Metazoa; Chordata; Mammalia; Artiodactyla; Balaenopteridae.